AUGAGUCAGAACCAACUGCACUUUGCAGAGAAGAAUUGUCGACUUCUUGAACGUAUCGAGGAGUUCCUAGCCAACUACACUCAAGAUGCAAAAAUGGAAGAGUCAGAACCUAUCAUGGAAAACAUAGAAGCACACCUGCCUGCCGAGCAAGAUGUUGUUGACCAUAACGUAGAACCCACCAACCCAGACCACGGCGAAUGCGACUCAGCAGCUCCCGUUGAUCUAGAUCACGGUCCCUUCAUGCAGAACAUUCACUUCGAAUCUCUGCCCGCGAACUGGCAGAACGAAGUUGGCAUGCAUUCUGAUUUCUAG
This is a messenger RNA of Bipolaris oryzae ATCC 44560, 312 nucleotides long. RefSeq lists its product as uncharacterized. The transcript has 2 exons. The record is from RefSeq and is a predicted model, not a curated record. Bases 1 to 312 code for a protein of 103 amino acids. Lineage: Eukaryota; Fungi; Ascomycota; Dothideomycetes; Pleosporales; Pleosporaceae.